This is a messenger RNA of Lachancea mirantina, 1746 nucleotides long. NCBI's taxonomy places the organism in Eukaryota, Fungi, Ascomycota, Saccharomycetes, Saccharomycetales, Saccharomycetaceae. The record is from the annotation of a GenBank genome assembly.
AUGGCAAAGGCCAAGAAAGGUUUCUGCAUUGCUUGUAAGAGAGAAGGGUUGAAUUGCGAUAAAGCAAAGCCACGUUGCGCGAAGUGCAAGGACAGGAAAGUGAAGUGCCUUUAUGCCUUAAAGCUAUCAUGGGGAGGUAGACCAUACAAAAACAAAAAGGUGGAAUCAACUUUGCCCAAUACUGUCUUCUCAAAUGGAGCACUGGUCGUGAAGAAGAACGUGCUACCCGGCAACGAUCGUUCGGUAAAAGCAAAGCAGUUUUUCCGCUUUGACCAAAGCUGUCAUAAGACUGCGCGAGACUACCCUAAAAUGAAAGUAUGCGACUUGAAAAAGACCGCGCCUGAAUGUCUCUCAGCUGAAGUCAAUGCUUCCCCGGAACACAUUAUGAGUGUUCAGAAGGUUCAUUAUGCCCCGAACAACAUCUAUAAAAUAAAAAUGGUCAAUAAAGAUCUCUCGUGGGAGCAUAUGACUCUCUUCAAAUUUUUCGUGGAGGAAACGUGCGAUUUCUUCGUUCCCAUAAGAUCCAAAAGUCAUAUUAGUCCUUACCGAACUACCUUACCCCGAAUGGCUAUGCACUGCUCCUCUCUUAGAAAGUUAGUCAUUGCAUUUGGCGCCAAACAUCGGAAAAUGCUCAGUAUUUCCGAGGAAGAGAACAAAUAUCAAUCUCUAGAUGACGUCGGGGAUCACAGCAUGAAUUUUGAGAGCAUCGGAAACGAACUUUUGAAGCAGGCGUUACGUGAGCUGGCAGAUAAAUCAAUGGAAAAUGCGGAUUUUAACGAAGAAACGCUGGCAAUUGCGUUGCUGAUGUCAAAUCUACAUAUAUGUUUCAGUGACGGAAGAGGUGAUUGGAGAACGCAUUAUCAUGAAGCAAAGGAGCUGAUUAGGAAAAAACUAACAUGCGAGCCUGAUAAGGGAGAUCACUUGAUCUCUUUGAGAGAAUACACUGAUCCCCGUGAUUUUCUUUUGCGGUGGUAUACCUAUCUCGAUGUAAUCGGGCUGUUAUCGUCGGUGAAUCUUCCGAGUAAAUGUGACCAGUCUUUAACUCCAAUCAUACGUUUCGAAUCAGGGUCUAAUGAGAUAUUGUUAAGACAGUCAAUGGAGGAGAUGAAGGAUAUCAGCUUUUCGAAUGGCAUGGAUAUCAAGGUUAUGGCAUAUUUGACCCAAAUUUCAACCUUUUUGUCACAAAAAAGUGCUUUCGCCACCCAGGGCAAGUUGCACGACUUCAUUUACGCAGCUGUAAAGCUAGACUUCGAAAUCAAUGAUUAUUUAACUAGCAGCGAGCAAGAAAGAGACGUGAUAUUCAAAGAGAAAUUUAGCGACAACACUCACAAGAACCGUUUUCCGGGAAAAGUCAAAGAUUACCUUCUGAUGCGUAGCAUAAAUUUAGUUUUUGGAUUAAGCGGGGUUUUACAGUUGAGGCGCCGCGUCUUGGAUAUGCCAUCCGAUGCUCAUCUCGUGAGUUCCCUCAUUCUACAGAUAACGAACUUGAUAGGAGAGAAUAUAUCCGUAAGCUCGCCUUCUCUACCGUGCUUGUCUUUCUGUUUGUUUACCUGCGGAUGUGAAUUGACUGAUAAGGCGUGGGAUCCUUAUCGCUACAUUUAUCGCGAGCGCCUUGAUGCCCUUUGGAAAAAAGGGUUGGCUAGCGCCCUACAAGCUCGUCAGGUCAUGGAGGAGUGCUGGACUUCUAAAUUGCCCUGGUGGCAGGUUUUGGAGAAGCGUAAUUUAGACAUUUGCUUUGCGAUAUGA